CGCUAAAUAUGGUUUAAUAUAAAUAGCUCUCAAAAACUUUAGUGUGUAUCAGUAUCUGAUUAUCUUACCACAUUAACAAUGAACUCUUUCUGCUUUGUCGCCUUCUUUGCCUUUGUGGCCGUUGCCAAUGCUGGUAACUUGGUUCUUCCUUCCGCAAGAAUCAUUCAGGGACCCAGCAGCAGAACCACCGUAGUUGGUCCCGAUGGUAGCGCCAUCUCGUCUGUAGCUCCAGGUGGACAAAUCAUCCAGGAAGAAAGUGCCGGCGUUGUUGCCCACAGUGCACCUGUUGUAGCUGCCCCAGCUUUAGCUUAUUCUUCUUUACCUCUGGCUUACGCAGCUCACUCUUCUCCUAUCGUGUCAGCUUACUCCUCUCCUCUAGUAUCUGGUGUCCCAGUUGUGUCAGCCUACUCAGCUCCUGUACUAUCCGGAGUCGAAGAUACUGUUGUAGCUGGUCCUUCCGGCACUAUCAUUUCGGGAAGAUCCGUAGCAGCUCCACUUGUUUCAGCUUGGUGAAGAUUUUGUCAAUUUAGCAGAAUGUAAUAUAAUUUGGAAUACAAAAUUUAUGUAAAUACAUUUAUUUGACCAUGCAAA
Molecule: messenger RNA, 591 nt
Organism: Dendroctonus ponderosae (mountain pine beetle)
Lineage: Eukaryota; Metazoa; Arthropoda; Insecta; Coleoptera; Curculionidae
Exons: 2
Coding region: 79-513 (144 amino acids)
Source: RefSeq, a predicted model, not a curated record